Molecule: messenger RNA, 3422 nt
Organism: Salvelinus namaycush (lake trout)
Lineage: Eukaryota; Metazoa; Chordata; Actinopteri; Salmoniformes; Salmonidae
Product: metabotropic glutamate receptor 2-like
Exons: 11
Coding region: 137-2812 (891 amino acids)
Biological process (GO): G protein-coupled glutamate receptor signaling pathway; regulation of synaptic transmission, glutamatergic
Cellular component (GO): membrane
Molecular function (GO): group II metabotropic glutamate receptor activity
Source: RefSeq, a predicted model, not a curated record
UGACAUGAGUGUCAAGAGUGGGCUCUAGAGUGAUCCACCUCGCCCAGCCUCAGCCCCUGUAAGACCCUUCUGUGUCCCACUCCUACACCCACCUACCCACAACCCACUACACUGACCCCAGCCAGACGACCUGACCAUGCCCACCACCGGCCUCCUCUGCCCCGGGCUCUGGGCCAAGGCUGCCCCUUGGUGGUCCCUUCACCUGCUCCUCUUUGACCUGCUCAUCUCUGAGGCCCUGGCCAGCCCUAACAACAGAUUCCCCCCUUCCACCAAGAGGGAGAUCACCAUCGACGGGGACCUGGUGAUCGGCGGACUGUUCCCGGUGCACGAGAAGGGUGAGGGGGUGGAGGACUGUGGGAAGAUCAACGAGCAGAGAGGGAUCCAGAGACUGGAGGCGAUGCUUUUAGCGCUGGAUGAGAUCAACGCGGACGAGAGGCUGCUGCCAGGCCUCAAGCUGGGAGCCCACAUCCUGGACACCUGCUCUAAGGACACCUACGCUCUGGAGCAGAGCCUGGAGUUUGUACGAGCCUCCCUCACUAAGGUGCACGAGCCGGGGUUCAUCUGUCCAGACGGAUCCAACCCCAUCCAGGAUGAUGUCCCUCUGGCCAUUUCUGGAGUCAUCGGGGGCUCCUACAGUGACGUUUCCAUCCAGGUGGCCAACCUCCUGCGCCUCUUCCAGAUCCCUCAGAUCAGCUACGCCUCCACCAGCGCCAAGCUCAGUGACAAGUCUCGCUAUGACUACUUCGCCCGCACCGUGCCGCCAGACUUCUACCAGGCCAAGGCCAUCGCCGAGAUCCUGCGUUACUUCAACUGGACCUACGUGUCCACCGUGGCAUCCGAGGGCGAUUACGGUGAGACAGGCAUCGAUGCCUUCCAGCAGGAGGCCCGCGCCCGCCAGAUCUGCAUCGCCACCUCGGCCAAGGUGAGCCGCUCGAUGAACCGGUACAGCUUCGACCAGGUGAUCCGCUCGCUGCAGCAGAAGUCCAAUGCCAAGGUGGUCAUUCUGUUCACACGCAGUGAGGAUGCCAGGGAGCUGCUAGUGGCUGCCGCCCGCAUGAACGUCACCUUCAUCUGGGUGGCCAGCGACGGCUGGGGGGCUCAGGAGAGUGUUGUGAGGGGAAGUGAGACAGCAGCCGAGGGGGCCUUCACCAUCGAGCUGGCCUCCUACCCCAUCCGGGAGUUUGCCGACUACUUCACCAAGCUGAACCCCUACACUAACACACGGAACCCCUGGUUUAGAGAAUUCUGGGAGCACCGCUUCGACUGUAGUCUCACAGAGCUUGGUUGUAGCGAACACAGUCUGCGGGACGGCAAGUUUGAGCAGGAGUCCAAGAUCAUGUUUGUAGUGAACGCAGUGUAUGCUAUGGCUCAUGCCCUACAUAAUAUGAGGCAGGCAGUUUGCCCACUCAAUGCAACCAAGAUCUGUGAUGCCAUGAAGCCAGGCACCGGGAAGAGGUUCUAUAGGGAUUUCAUCCUCAAGGCCAAGUUCGAUGCUCCCUUCAGACCUGCCGACACGGAGAACAUUGUGCGUUUUGACACCUACGGGGACAGUCUGGGCCGCUACAACAUCUUCCACUACCACAAACAGGAUGAUAAAUACGUGUAUAGGAAGGUGGGUUACUGGGCCCAGGGCCUGAUCCUGAACACCAGCCAGGUGCCAUGGAGGGGCCCAGCCGGAGCGCCCCCCACCUCCCAGUGCAGUGAUCCUUGCAGGAAGAACGAGGUGAAGAGCAUGCAGCCUGGAGAUGUGUGCUGCUGGAUCUGCAUCCCCUGCCAGCCCUACCAGUACCUGCUGGAUGAGUUCACCUGUGCAGACUGCAGCUUCGGACAGUGGCCCCAGGCCAACCUGACAGGCUGCUUCGACCUCCCAGAGGAGUACAUCCGCUGGGAGGAUGCCUGGGCCAUUGGGCCUGUCACCAUCUCCUGCCUGGGCAUGUUGUGUACCCUUUCCGUGGUGGGCCUGUUCUUCAAGAACAAUGACACCCCUGUGGUCAAAGCCAGCGGCCGGGAGCUGUCCUAUAUCCUCCUACUCGGAGUCCUAAUGUGCUACAGCAUGACCUUCAUCUACAUCGCCAAGCCCUCGAUGGCCGUGUGUACCCUACGUCGACUAGGCCUGGGAACCUCCUUCGCCGUGUGCUACUCGGCACUGCUCACUAAGACCAACCGCAUCGCGAGGAUCUUCAGCGGGGUGAAGGACGGGGCCACACGGCCACGGUUCAUCAGCCCAGCCUCCCAGGUGGCCAUCUGCGGUGGACUUAUCUCCUGUCAGCUCCUGGUGGCUGUGGUCUGGCUCCUGGUGGAGAUGCCUGGCGUGAGGAAGGAGGUGAGCCCCGAAAGGAGGGAUAUAGUCACCCUGAAGUGCAACAGCAAGGACUCCAGCAUGCUGGCUGCUCUGGCCUACAACUGCGUCCUAAUCGUCCUCUGCACAGUCUACGCCUUCAAGACCAGGAAGUGUCCAGAGAACUUUAACGAGGCCAAGUUCAUUGGGUUCACCAUGUACACCACCUGUAUCAUCUGGCUGGCCUUCCAACCCAUCUUCUACGUCACAGCCAGCGACUACAGGGUUCAGACCACCACCAUGUGUAUCUCUGUCAGUCUGAGUGGCUCUGUGGUGCUAGGCUGUCUCUUCGCUCCUAAGGUCCACGUCAUCCUAUUCCAGCCCCAGAAGAACGUGACUACAUUAAGGGUGCCUGCCAACCGCUUCGGGGCCACGGUCACCACAACAUCAGCCUCCGUCCCCAGCUCCUCAAAAGCGGUAACAACGGUGUGUAACGGUCGUGAGGUGGUGGACUCCACUACGUCCUCUUUGUGAAGAAGGUUGAGCUGCUCGUAUCAUUCCUCCGUUCUCCAAACAACACAAGCUACAGUGCCAUCUGAAAUCAUCCCCUCUCAUGCAACAAGGCUGCUGAUGACAUAACGCUCAUGUCAUAUCUCAAGUCCCAUUUACAGUAGAGACAAGUAGAGGCUUUCUCUAUUCAGACAGAGGACUGUGAAAGCUAAAUUAUGUGACUAUACAUACCAGUAUUACGUAAUGUAUGAGUGUAAAUCCUUUUUGUAUAGAUUUAACAACAUUGCAUUGAUUUUACUUGGUUUCAGGAUAGACUGCUGUAUGAAGGGUUGCAAAGGGAGGGUAUAUUACUGAAAACUUUCUAAGUUUACCAGUAAACUACCAGAAUUUUGGUAAUUUUCAGGUUUCUUUUGGAAUUUUAUAAAUGACAUCGAGUGGCCUUUUUAGUACUUCAGAUUAUCACGUGUCUGUAAUUAUGAAAUAAUUCAAUAAGUUGAUUUUAAAAUAAAAAAUACAAAGACAAGCAGUAAAACAUUAUCCUAAAUAUAAACCAUCAACUAAGUGAACACCAAUGGUGUUCAAUAUUUUUACAUUUACAUUUAAGUCAUUUAGCAGACGCUCUUAUCCAGAGCGA